AUGAAAUCAAUUAAGCAAAGGUUAACUCCAACUAAACUUAAGUUAAAGGAUGAUACAAAUCUUAGUAGAGUAUCAUGUGUCAAUCAUUUAAAUAAAACUGCAAAGUAUUUCGUAUCAAAAGAUAACUCUGUAUUUUUAUGUUCAAAAUGUGCAGUUCAAAUGAUGGGUAAAGGACAUAAAGUUGAAGAAAUGCCUGGUCUUGAAGAAGAAUAUAGAAGAAAACAAAUUAAUCUAUUUAUCAAUUAGGUCAAUAAUAACAUUCCUCAUAUUGAUAAAAUGAUGAAUGCUUUAAUAACUAAAAGAGAUGAUAUUUAAAAAUAUUAUGAAUAAUAAAAAGAAAAGAUUGAAAAGUUUCAUAUUCAAAUCUAUUAGAUUUUAGAAGAAGAAAAAGUGAAAAAAUUAGAAUAAUUGCAUACCAAUUUUAAGAAUGUUUCAAAAUAAUAUGAUGAAAGCAUUUAAAGUUUAUAAUAAUCUAAAUCAGAAACUAUAUGCAUGAAGAGAGAUAUAGAAUAUAAUUUAAAUUCAAUUAUCAAAUAAAUUUAAAAUGAACCUUUUAAUGAAAUCAUGGCAAGUUAUUAAAAAAAUCUAUAAAUCUUUACUGGCAAAACAGAAUUUAUUGCUAAAACUCCAAUUGAAGUCUUAAAAGUUACUUUAAAUGAACCAAUCAAUUUAACUCAUCUUAUGUCUAUACAAUAAUUGAAAACAUGUUUAAUCAAGAAAAGCCUUCAAGAUCAGAAACAAGAACAAAAUGAUAGUGUUUAUGAAAGUUUGGAAAAAAAAGAAUAAUUUACAUAACCUAAAGUUAGUAGAAUGGCAUUAUCCUCUGUUAAAACACCUAAAUAAGAUUAUAGUAUUAAAAAUGUUGCCUCAUUUGAAAUUACAAGUGAAGAAUGUUAUGAUGAAGGACAUUCUUAAAUGAUUGAAAGAGAUGAUAUUGAAAAUUCAUAUUAAAUGAUGUUAUUCGAUGCAAAUUCUGAUUAAGAAGAAAAAAAACCAGAAUUAGAUAUAUUAGGAUCAUUUGGACCUGUUUAAAUUAAUACAAACAAUAAUAAUAAUAAUAAUAAUAAUAAUAAUAAUAAUAAUAAUAAUAAUAAUAAUAAUAUUUUAUAACCAAAUAAUAAUAAAUUGUUAGUUUCAAAAAUUAUAGAAAGAAAUAAUCAAAAAAAUGAUAGAAAUUUAGAAAAAAAUUAUAUGUUUAAAGCAACAAAUACAUCCCUAAAGCUUGUAUGA
Messenger RNA from Paramecium sonneborni, 1230 nucleotides. NCBI's taxonomy places the organism in Eukaryota, Ciliophora, Oligohymenophorea, Peniculida, Parameciidae. The record is from the annotation of a GenBank genome assembly.